CUGUGUGCGAUCAACUGGAGGGAGGUGCUCAGCUGGGAACAAGGAGAGAGACACCAGCUCUGAGGGAAUAGGACGCACACACAAUAUGAGAGACAUGGGAGUCUGAUCAGGGCUGGAAUGGGUCGUUCUGUACGGUAGGUUACUCUGCAGACCUGUUUCUGGAGGAAAACAGAGGGGCUGGACACAGGAGACGGACACAGGAAUUCCAAGUCACAAGGGCUCCUGUGGCAGAGCAGGUCCUGGCUGGGUUGGGCUGGUAUUCCAACCUCUCACGGUCAUGAGUGUGACGGAUGUAGAGUAGGACCAAGGAGGGGAAAAAUCAGUUAUAACUAAGAGGCAUUGUUUAACUUCAACGGUCUGACCUGACCCCAAUCAGGAUGGGAUCAUCCGUGGACUUUGCUUGUUUGCUGUUGUUGGUUUUCACUCUGGGAGAGAACCACUUGGUGUCCGGGGGUUGUUCAGGGAAAUGCUGCCGAGGCAGAGACCUGAGCUGCCUGACCACUGACUGGAGGAUGGACCGCUUCUAUGGGACAUGCUACUGCGACGAGGGCUGUGUGAGGACCAGGGACUGCUGCUUCGACUACUUCACAGAAUGCCCAGCUCAGGACUGUACGGUGAGCGACUGGAGCUUUUGGAGCGGCUGUGCAAAGCCCUGCCAGCCUUCGGUGCGGGUCCGUGUUCGCCACAUAGAGCAGCAGCCCAGUAACAGUGGAGGGCCCUGUCCCAGUCUAGAGCAACAGAGCGGCUGCAGGGAGUACAGAGACAGCAUGGGUGGCCACUGUGGACAAGACUCAGGUCCUGCAUUCAUCACCAGCAUGGAGUUUGGCAAGGGAAGGCCAAAGCAUGACAACUAUGGAAACCCCCUGGACCCUGGGUUCUGUGUGGAAUUCACACUGGAGUCCCGGACGCCCCACUGUACUGUGGAGAACCGGCCACACACACACUGGAUGCGCUACAUAACAGAAGGCUUUAAAGUGUGUGUGGCAUGUGAACCUCCUGCCAUGCGCAACAAUAGUGGCAGCUGCCAAGGAGACGGUCUGGAAUCAGACAAGGAAGCUUUGCUCCACUGGCAGGCGGUGGGGAACCAUCAGUGCAGCGGGACCUGGAAGAAGAUCCAGAAAACCCAGCUGUGUAACUGUCCGCCACAACACAGCUUUGUCUUCAUCUGACCUAAAC
Molecule: messenger RNA, 1176 nt
Organism: Anoplopoma fimbria (sablefish)
Lineage: Eukaryota; Metazoa; Chordata; Actinopteri; Perciformes; Anoplopomatidae
Product: somatomedin-B and thrombospondin type-1 domain-containing protein
Exons: 5
Coding region: 378-1169 (263 amino acids)
Source: RefSeq, a predicted model, not a curated record